AUGUUAAUGAAUUUAAGAAAGAAUUGCAAUAAAAAAGGUUUGAUUCUGUACUUCUUCUUACGUAUAUCAUUUCGUUUUAGUGUGAACAUUCGAAAUUACUCAAUAUUCAAAAAUAUAUUGGACGAAACGUCCACGAAAUUUCCGCAGAGAUCCUUAUUCAACAGAGUGCACCCAUUUAGCAAAAGAGAACGAACAACGUAUAGUCCUUCUUGGUAA
Adineta ricciae is the source of this 216-nucleotide messenger RNA. NCBI's taxonomy places the organism in Eukaryota, Metazoa, Rotifera, Eurotatoria, Adinetida, Adinetidae. The record is from the annotation of a GenBank genome assembly.